This is a messenger RNA of Enterospora canceri, 564 nucleotides long. The record is from the annotation of a GenBank genome assembly. Lineage: Eukaryota; Fungi; Microsporidia; Enterocytozoonidae.
AUGAACAUGCUAUUUAGUUGGUUUCUACUUCUUAAUAAAUGUGACAAUGAAGAAUUUAAGACCAAUAGCAUCAACACACUAGAAAUUUACAACCAUACGAUUGAUUUACAAGAAACAUACAACACCAAUUCAAUCAAAAUGUCCUUUGGACCACAGCAUCUUUUCAGGUUUAACCUGAAAAAUGGCAUUUUAUCUGUAUAUGACCAGGCCAAUUAUUACACAAAAGAAAUAACUUUCACAAUUCGACUGGAUUAUGAAAUCAAGUAUGGACCUAUAGCUGAUUACGUGUAUCUCUUCAUAGCAUAUACUGCUGUGGUCAUCGGAUUGCAUACAAUUCUAUAUUUCAUGUACCUGGAAAAGCUAUUAUUGAAUUUGUUUGUUUAUGUUAUUUAUGCAUACACUCUGUUGCAAAAGUUUGUGGACAGCCAUAAACUUCUUGAUAUACUCUCUUUUACGGCUCUUAUGCUACGCGAUACACUUUUUACGUUGCUCUUUGCUGUUUCUUUUUAUCUGAACUCAAAUGGUUUGAUGGUUGAACAGAUAGGGACUAAUUUCCAAAAAUGA